UGGACAUAACAGUCCACACUUUAACAGCGAUAAGAUGAGAAGGUGUUUCAUUUACCUGUGAUACGGUCCUAUAUACAAGUUAUAAAUCUGGCAAAUCGCUUUUGAUUAUCUGGGCAUGCACUCGCCGUGACUCGAACCAGCAUGGCGUAAGGAAGCGUGACAGGAGGCCCACGUUGUUGGGUCACACUCACAGAUGUAAACUAUAUUUAUUUCACUGGAUAUCGGCGUGUGUUAACUAUGUGUGAUCAUCGAUUGUUAUUGCCUUAUAAUUGCUGGUACAAGCGGGUAGAUGGACUACAGGGGUGACCGCCUAUCAGCCGCGAUGUCUGGGACUUUCGGAAAUAUACCCGACCUGUCUGGUCUUGGAGCCACAAGCAGCACACACAGACAAAGUGUCGAUUCAGUUCAAGGACGUGCUCCAGAUGACGUAACAGAGGCCAUCCUUAUUUUUGAUAUGAGAGAACAGAGCAAUACAUAUAUCAAAGGAGUUCCCAUUGAUCGUCAAGGUUCAGAUGUACAUAGUAACGGUUUCAGGAGAUAUUUAGAGGAGCGAUUCCAUGUUAGUACCAGUAAUAUACUUAUGAAAGAGUUUCAAAACGAGACAGUUGCAAUAUUAGUUACUGAUGAACAGAUGCAAGAAAUGCAAGUUGUGUUUAUAGAUAUAAUUGACAAAUGUCCUUUGUGCAUCAGUAUGAAAAAUAAUGAAACCAUUUCGAACUUAUUUGGCGUACAUUUUGAUGAAACAGGGCGUCGUGUUGACGCUGUGUAUAUCCAAGGUGGGGAGGAAACUCCUUGCAGCGUUCUGAAAACUGGGGAGUUUGGGAAACUUGCCACGCAACCGUUCGGUAGAAGCUAUUUGUUUCUUGACGAACAGUUGAAAUUAGGUAUUCGUAGACAUCUUGACGAAAAAAAAGACGAGAUCUCAUAUAUUGACUGUAACAAGAGUGACACCAUCAGCGUCAUCAGAACAAAAUUGAAAACAGAGUUCCCGAGCUUAUUCCAAAGGGACACAACCCUGUUGUUCUGUGAUUCUAAUGGUAUUGUUCAAGACACCACAAUGGUAGGAGAUACUGACGGAAGGCAUAUUCUCACGGACAAAAGUGAUCAUGAAACAGUAUAUGUUGACUCUAUUUACAGCUCGUUCAGAUAGCAGACAAGUUAAGUUUAAUUGUAAGGGGCGACAAAUGAUCACUAUAAUUCAGAAAAACGACACCAUCGCUGAUUUAAGACGGUCUAUUUCGAAGAUUAUUCACCACCCACCUGCGGGCAUCAAACUCACCAUAGGUGAAAAAGAACUGCCUGAUGUGAGGAAAGUCUCCGAUCUGCUUACAGUGAGACCAAAAGCUAUCAUCUGUGUUGAAAUGACGACACCACAGCAACUGACUUUCAUACACCACAGGGAUGAAACGACUAAAACAUAUAUAUUAACUGCCUUUAGGCUAGACCCUGUUGAUGGACUUAAAAGAAAGCUUGCAUAUCAGAUGAACGCAGAUCCGUUCAAUCUUCAGUUGUACAGAAAUGGUUCUGUUUUUGGUGGAAAUAUAACCGUUUGUAAUAUGGGUUUAGGAAGUGCCGAAGAAAUAGAGGUUGUAGUUCACUCUCAUCGUAUACGUGUGUUUGUGACGUGCUCUGAAACUCCUGUCAAAAGAGUUAUUGUUGAUGACAGUAGCACCUUUACCGUUCGUCAGCUCCAACAGUUUCUCAGCAUUCUCUUCUACACACAUGUGGAAGCCAUUGGUGUUGUUUAUAAUGGCAUGACACUUGAUUCUUCUUCAACAUUGAAUGAAGCUGGACUAACUCACGAAUGUACGUUAUCAUUAACGUAUCUCUCGGAACACGACACCGUACAAAACACAGGAUCCGCAGUGGGCACCGUAGCUGGAGAGCGGGAAAUAGAAGGACCUAUGGAUGUUACUGAUCAAAGUCAGGCCAGGCCUGGAGACGUCAUGCAGAGUCGCGUAUGCAAAGCGAUGAACACAAAGACAAGGGUCCCCGGCAUCAGGGAAGAGAAGACAGUAUCAGGGACAGCACAGAACUCAACUGAACGCAUGGUCACGUCCCGACUAAUAAAUAUGCCCGGACAAUCAACUGCUCUGGCAACAGAUGUCAUGAUGCCUGUUGAAACGAAUGCAGCCACUGCAACAUCUACAACUCGACAGAAUCCCUGGCGAUUCCCAAAUCCUCCUCCGAACGCGAACCAGCAAGUCUCAAACACUGAAAUGUCGUUAGUUCAUCAAAUUCCGCAAACAACAGUGCCAUUCGAACCCGACAGUGGUGACAAUGGUGGACAGAGAGGGUACUUUAGAUAUAGGUCUGAGUGUGAACUUUGGCUACCACAGCCUUCAGACGCACCUUCGUCCUUACCCUUAAUUCAUCGAAGUCACUCCGACUGGUAUAUGACAUGUAAUGCUAUUCCCGGUCCCAUGUCAUCUUCAUUAUCUCUGCCGUCAUUGCUACAGGAUCCCAUCGAUGCCGUUCCAGAUCGUAUUCUCGACGAUCUUGCUGGGAGGUUGGGAAAUGACUGGUAUACACUUGGAAUUCGGCUUGGAUUGGAGACACACCAACUGAACGGAAUCAAGCAAGAUCAGAAAGAUGAUCUCUGGAACCAAGCUUACCAAAUGCUGUUCCGGUGGAAGAAAACAAGGGGGAAACUUGCCACCCUGGAAACACUGUGUGCAACGUUAAGAGAGUGUGAACUCGCAGCCCACGCAGAUUCUAUUGAAGAAUGGAAUACCAAUGUUUCAAAUCAAAGAAGUAUAAGAAACUAGAAAAUAUGCUUCCUGCAUAACUGGUCGUCACAGGUUUUGUUACAGUCCUGAAAUUGUAACCAAAUUAUGCAAAGAAAAGCGCCCUAAGCUUGCGAUCCUUCUUGGAUUUAAAUAACGAUUUAAAUAAGGGGCCAAUGUUUGUGUGGGAGUUUGUAUGUAUUUUGUACUUUGUAAUGAACUGAGAGAAACCAACUGGUUUGGAAAUGUAUAUUUAUGACGAAACAAGAGACUUGAAAAAUACAUUUUUCUUGUUGGAUGUAAAUAUCUUUAAAUGAUUCAAAAUAUAUAUUGAAUUAAAUAUUUUUUUGCAAAUGUCCGUUAUCAAUUAGACAUAAAGAACGUGUAAAGUAAAUUGGUGAUCAUUGAUCGUUUGCUGAUAUGGAAUUCUAGGAGAAGUGGUCAAAACAAUAGGGGCGGUGGGGUAGCCCAGUGGUUAAAGCGUUCGCUCGUCACGCUGAAGACCCGGGUUCGAUUCCCCAGAUGGGUACAAUGUGUGAAGCCCAUUUCUGGUGUCCCCCACUGUGAUAUUGCUGGAAUAUUGCUAAAAGCGGCGUAAAACCACACUCACUAUAUAUACAAUAAGGGACAAAAGAUACUGUCCAUUGUUUAUGGUACUUCAGUACUGAUCACUGUUCUUUGCUUGUUCAGUAGGACUGUCCUGAGGAUGUUCAAUCCUUCUGUUUCCUCUGUUGAUAUGGAAACUAAGCUGAUCAAGACAACUUCGAAUGCCAAAUAUUGUAAAUGUUCUAAACAAAAUCACUCACACCCGAGUUUAUUAUGGAAAACACAUAUGACAAUUAGAGGUGCAAUUCUAAACAACUGUCGAAUUUUAAUCACAUACAACAAAUUUAUCUUUUUGCAAUUUAGUAUCAAUCUGCUCCAACAAUUUCAGUGUGGAAAGUUCAGCAUCAAAUUCAAUUUACUCCUGAAGAAUUUAAACUAGAAAAUAUGCUUCCUGCAUAAAUGGUCGUUACAGGUUUUGUUACAGUCCUGAAAUUGUAUCCAAAUUAUGCAAAGAAAAGUGAAUGUUUUGGCUGCGCCGUAAGCUUGCGAUCCUUUAUCGAUUUAAAUAACGAUUUAAAUAACGGACCAAUGUUUGUGUAUUUUUCUUGACAAUUGUUGCUUUGUAUUCGAUAAUAGAAAACAAAAUUUCAUCUGAAUUACAGAAUUAAUAUAUUUUCAGUGUUUUAGGAUUCUGUGAAUUUCCAGUUGGUUACAGGUGUCAGAAUUCCUUAGGGUUUCUAUGGUAACAGGUGCCAGUAUUUUCUGACGGUUAGAGUUUUCCUGAUUCUAUGAGAUGAGACUCCUUAAAGUAAAACUGCCAUAAUCAUAAGCAUUUAUGUGGACUCGGUACUCGUACUGCUGUCAGUCGCUCUUCAAUGAACUUCGCCGGCUGGCCCUCGAGGACCAAAAACUCAAACAUAUCCAUUUCUGCCGUUUCAAUUGGAGUACAUGUGAUCAGAUGUCACGUGACCGUACACUAGCGACAUGUGCAUCUGUGUAUUAUGUUUAUGUGAAUGACAUGAACAAUUGUUCAAUAACAUACAGUUAUUAUUAUCGUGGACAUAUCAGAAGUAUAUUUUAGGCUCAAAAAUUUUGAUAGCCCCCGCGUACUUUCGAUACGUGUUUGGCAUUCACAUUGUCUUGAGAUACACAGCCUCCAGUACCGUAGCGAUUUGUCAGUUUUCUGAAUUUCCCUGCAGCUUAUAUAAAAUGAAAAGUCAAGUCGCAGUUGCAAAUUAUGUUUGUAUGUGAUAGUUAUGAAAAUGUAGUUUAUUACAUAGACCAUGGUAGACCGAGCUGUCAUUCGAAAACAUUCAACGGAACGUUCUGUGGUCUAAGGGAGACAACUCCAUGUUAUUUUUUAGAACAGCUGAUCAAUUGGCUCAGUUCAUAUGCACAUUGUGUUGUUAUAGGCUGGUGUAAUUUGUGUAUCGUUUUGUUUACGGACGAAAUGACACAAACAGAUAUAAUGUUAUAGUUAUAAUUUAUACGUGUAAGUAUAACUUGUAGUAAUUCCGGACUUGGCGGUUGAAGAUAAGAAUUUACGCCUGAUAAUCUAUGAAUGAAAUAAAGGCAAAGUUAUGCUGAAAUCCAAACGAAGAGUGAGUGAGUUGGGUUCUACGCCGCUUUUAGCAAUAUUCCAGCAAUAUCACGGCGGGUCUUACCAAAGAACAUCUCUAACAGUUAUAAAAAAUGCCUCCCAAUCAACAUGUCAUACACAGUGUGUUUUUACGUUUAUACCUCCAUGAACGCAAUAAAAAUAUAAUGGAAGUCA
Messenger RNA from Haliotis rubra (blacklip abalone), 5046 nucleotides. RefSeq lists its product as uncharacterized. The record is from RefSeq and is a predicted model, not a curated record. Gene Ontology annotation, molecular function: protein binding. Gene Ontology annotation, biological process: signal transduction. Bases 1107 to 2768 code for a protein of 553 amino acids. The transcript is spliced from 4 exons. NCBI's taxonomy places the organism in Eukaryota, Metazoa, Mollusca, Gastropoda, Lepetellida, Haliotidae.